UGAGGUUAUUAAUGUUGUCCUGUAACACCAAACCCUAGAGUGUAGUCGCAGCACAGCAGUGUUUAGAGGGAGGGAUUUGGAGGGAUCUGGCAGCCGGGUCAGUGAUCUGCAGCUCGUGCUGUGAGAGCUGCUAGCUCUGUCUCAAACUUACUCCUGCGCUUCACCUUCAGCGGCUCUGAGGAUCCGGGCUGGGGUUUGUUUAAAACAUGUUAUCUUCUACAUGGAACUUCAUCAAGCGUCAUAAAAAGAAGUUUAUUUUCGCUGGAGCUUUUGCUGGAGGUGUGUACCUGCUCGGGAAGUAUGCCCAGAGAAAACUCCAGGAGAUGCAGGAGCGUGAGACGGCGGAGUACAUCGCUCAGGCUCGGAGGCAGUUCCACUUCGAGAGUAACCAGAGGACGUGUAACAUGACGGUGUUGUCCUUGCUCCCCACCCUGAGAGAGGCGAUCAUACACCACCUGAACUCCGAGAGUCUCACGGCACUGCUGAAGUCCAGGCCAGCUAACAAGAUCGAGAUUUGGGAGGAUCUUAAGACAAUCAGUUUUACUCGAAGCAUUGUGGCUGUUUAUAGUACCUGCAUGCUGGUGGUGUUACUUCGUGUUCAGCUCAAUAUAAUCGGUGGCUACUUGUACCUGGACAACUCAGUAACUAAAAAUGGAACGACGCCUUUGGCUCCUCCUGAAGUCCAACAGAAGUAUCUGUCAAGUAUCCAGCACCUUCUGGGAGACGGGCUGAUUGAGCUGAUAACCGUGGUGAAGAAAGCAGUGCAGGAAAUCCUAGCACCGAUCUCUUUGAAGCAGAGUCUGUCUCUGCAGGAGCUAGAGCAGCACAUAAUUCAGAUCAGACAGCUAGUGGAGGAAGACUCUGGCUCGUCCAAAUUCAGACCGCUGUCCUGGUACAUGAUGCCUGAUGAGGAGAACACGCUAGCUGAUCAGGCUUGCGGUCUGACCGAGAAUGACGUCACAACAAUAAAGCUACUAAACGAAACCAGGGACAUGCUCGAGAACCCAGAUUUCAGUACCAUACUCAGCGCUUGCCUGAAUCGGGGCUUCAGCCGUUUUCUUGACAACAUGGCGGAGUUUUUUUGCCCCCGUCAAGGAGACUCCACCCCCAGCAGCACACCUGAUAGUCUCUUACAUGUAAGUCUCCCACUCGCCAAAAUAAUUCCCAUCGCCAAUGGACAGAUUCACUCGAUAUGCAGUGAAGUCCCCAGUCAGUUUGUUCAGGAUCUUUUAAUGACGGAACAAGUGAAAGAAUUUGCAGCCAAUGUUUAUGAAGCUUUCAGCAACCCUCAUGAACUGCAGAAGUAAACGCUGUUUAAUGGGGAAAACGUACACUUGGUGGAAAGCUGUGUCGUGAAUGGCUUGCCGUUUCUCCCUGUGAACCUGGAUGACUUUUUCUUCCCCAAGUUAUAACUGAUGAUUGUUAAUGGUUGGAGCUCUGUUUUCAUCACUGGUCUUUUUUUUCCCUUUGAUUUUCCUUGAUUUUCUUCCUAAUUUAGACAGCUCUCCUCUAUCACACGACAGCCACCAUCCAGGGAGGGCGAAGGCUAUCACGCGCUUCCUUCCGAGGCCAGUCGACUGCCUGUUUUCGAACUGCUGCUCAUGUAACGUCAGGGGGCGGCGUAACACACCUGGAGGAAAAUGCUAUCCGCCUACUUCCGCAUACACGAGCUCACGGACGCCCGUGAUUGGCGAUUGAUAGGGGAGAGAAACUCUCAAGGUCUUUUUCAAACCAUAUAUUUUUUUUCACAGUUAAGCUGGAGAAUGGCCUGUUUUCUUGUCAUUUUCUUAAAAGCCCAGAAAACCUUUUUUUUUUGUUUUGUUUUGUUUUGUUUUGUUCUGUCUUAUCUCUGAACAGCAUUCCAUGCACCUAUAUCAGCUCCAGAACACAGCAAGGGAGUUGAUACAGAACGUGUGAAAAUGGUGGACUGGAUUGAUCAUUUCUGAUUAGAGCUUGGGUUGGCCUGAUUCUUAGACAAAGUUCAAGCCUAAAAAGUGCUGUCAGCUGUGACUUUCUGGAUUUUCUAUCGAGCUGUGAGACUGAGUGUGCUCAGUGUUGCAGGCACUAGGUUUUAGAUGGUAGAUGCUGCAUGAUCCAAACCUCAGUUCUUUUGGUUUAAUUUUUUUUUUAACCAAACCUGCAAACCUGAAAUCAUCAAAUUAAUUGUAAUAAAUGUGAUGACUUUUCGCUAACAUAAACAGUAAGUAUAAUAGGAAAAACAAAGAGGGACUAACUGAAUCUUAACUUAUUGACACUACUGAAGAAUAUUAAAAAUAAACGCAAACAAAUUCUUAUCCUUGAAAAAUAAAAGAUUACUGUUAC
Messenger RNA from Pangasianodon hypophthalmus (striped catfish), 2322 nucleotides. It is a transcript of the gene pex3, whose product is annotated as peroxisomal biogenesis factor 3. Gene Ontology annotation, cellular component: peroxisomal membrane. NCBI's taxonomy places the organism in Eukaryota, Metazoa, Chordata, Actinopteri, Siluriformes, Pangasiidae. The record is from RefSeq and is a predicted model, not a curated record. Gene Ontology annotation, molecular function: protein-macromolecule adaptor activity. The transcript has 13 exons. Gene Ontology annotation, biological process: protein import into peroxisome membrane. The coding region runs from base 207 to 1307 and encodes 366 amino acids.